AAUUUAUCUAUUUUAAAAAAAAAGAUAUGGGACACUGCUGGGCAAGAGAGGUUUCAGAGUCUUGGUGUUGCUUUCUAUAGAGGUGCAGAUUGUUGUGUUCUUGUCUAUGAUGUUAAUUACCUCAAGUCGUUUGAUUCUCUCGAUAAUUGGCACGACGAGUUUCUUAAACAGGCUAGUCCACGUGAUCCAAAUGCAUUCCCUUUCAUACUUGUUGGUAACAAGGUUGAUAUAGAUGGAGGAAACAGCCGAGUGGUAUCUGAGAAGAAAGCUAGAGAAUGGUGUGCUGAAAAGGGAAACAUAGUCUAUUUCGAGACAUCGGCUAAAGAAGAUNUCUGA
Molecule: messenger RNA, 336 nt
Organism: Camelina sativa (false flax)
Lineage: Eukaryota; Viridiplantae; Streptophyta; Magnoliopsida; Brassicales; Brassicaceae
Source: RefSeq, a predicted model, not a curated record